UUUUGCUCUAUAAAGAGCCAUAUCCAUUUCUUCACUUCCUCAAAAUUCGCUAGUUCCACAGAAAAGGAGAACAAACCUUAAUUUCUUCGAACUCUGUUUUUGGCAAUAUGGGUGGAGGAGUCAUCAGAGCGGCGGCGAAGGUCGCCGGGCUGGGAGUUGUCAACACCGGUUUACGUGCCGGUUUUCAGGUGUCACCGUCGUCAACCGAGCACUCCGUCAUGCGAGUCGCCUCUCGUCCGGUUUCUUCUGCGAUGGCUGUUUCGAGUGGCGGGGUUUCCUCCGUUGCUGACGCGGCUGCGUCGGUCAAUCAGAAGGUGGGUUGGGAGACAUUUGAUGACUGGGAAUUUGCUGGUGGUGUUGAAGAGGAGGUGGCUAUGGUAGGGUCCACCGCCUCCGGCGGUGGGGAGCCGAUGGCUCGGGUGUUAUUUGGUGGCGUUCCGAGCCAUGAGGAGGCUAAAGAAGCCACUGCUGAUUUGAAAGAUGCGUUGGAUAAGGUUUAUCUGUCAUCUCCAAAUUCUGCUGACACUGCUCAGGCGUGUCCCCUGACGUUGCUUUCAUACCCUGAGGAGACUAAAGAUUGUGUUGCUUGUAAUGUCAAAGCCACUUCAGUGCCAAAACCUGCUAUUCAGGCAUUCAAAUUAUUUAAUGAGAGUCCUCAAGUUCAGUCUGUUGUUACUUCACUUGCUGCCGAUCAGAAUGUAUGGAAUGCUGUAUUGAACAAUUCGGCUUACAUGGAAUUUGUCCAGUCCCAGAAGACCAAUGAUGAACUUGAAGAUCAUGGAUCUCCUCGAAGCUCUGAAUCUUCGGUGAAGUUAGAAGAAUAUGUUGAUGCAAGUCAUCCCAAAGACAGUGGAAAUCAAUUUUCAAAUUUUCUACUGAAAGUCAAGACUACUGUGAUUGAGUUGGUGAAUAAAGCGACUGAUUUCCUUCAGAGCCUCUUUACUUUGCCUUCUGCUGAAAAUGCCGAAGGAAAUGCUGGAUCAACCUUCAGUAGUUUUGAUAAGACAAUUGGAGCUAGCUUGAUGGGAUUGGCAGUGAUGGUUAUUAUGGUUGUGCUUGUGAAACGAGCCUAGAGUGAAGCUUGAUAGCACUCUUAUGUGAAUUUGCCGAUCUUACAAUCCCAAAAUUCUCCAUUUUCAUUUGGAUGCUUUAUGGAUGAUAAUGGUGAUGAAAAAUACUAGCUUAUCUAGUUAAGUACAUUUAUCAAUAGGUGGUCAAGGGUUGGAUGUCUUGUACAGCUUUACUUGGUAUUAAGCCUUGGAAUGAGUUCUCAUUUCUACUUUUAUAUUUGCUA
Theobroma cacao (cacao) is the source of this 1294-nucleotide messenger RNA. RefSeq lists its product as uncharacterized. The record is from RefSeq and is a predicted model, not a curated record. Lineage: Eukaryota; Viridiplantae; Streptophyta; Magnoliopsida; Malvales; Malvaceae.